UUUCGGGCGCCGGCACUUGGCCGCAGGCUGCCGCUGGCCGGGCCCCCCCCCGCCGCCAUGGGCACCCCGCGCUGCUGAGGCCGGACCGCGGCUGCCCCCUCCCCGGGGCAGCUGCCCUCUGCCGUUCUCCUCCGUUCCCCAUCGCCCCGCUCCGGGCAUGUGAGCCGCUCCCUCCAGCCCCAGCAGCAAGCCCCGCUCCCCGUCCCGUCCCCAGCGCCAUGCCGGCAGCCUGCGCCCUGCUGCUGCUGCUGCUGCUGCUGGGGCUCGGGCUGGCCCCGCCGGCCGGGUCGCUGCCCCUCGCUCCCUCCCGACGCCUUCCUCCUCUUCCUCCUCCGCCGCCGCAGCCGCCUCGCAGCCGCCUCGGCCGUCCCUGCUCGCCUCCCGCCGCGGGACACGACCGCCCGGCCAUCAACAGCAGCCAUCAGAUGAAGAGAAGCCUGGACAUGGCCAUGAGGACCUCCAGCUCUCUCAUGGGGGACCUGGAGCUCACCACAGCACUGCGUGGCACCAGGCAAGAGGCAGAGUACACUGCUCCCCCUGCCAGCACCAGCACUUUCUCCCUGCAACAACAGGGAUGCACAAGGAGCAGCCCUCCUGGCCCCGCUUCCCCUCCUGCUGCUGAAAGCCAGGCAAGAGGCAGGAGGGCACUGGCUUCUCCUAGUCAUCCUGUGGACACAGAUAGGACAUUUUCGCCAGGACCAGCUCUAUCCUCAUCCCCAGCAUCGCAGGCCCAAAGUGUGCUCCCCACCACCCCUGUGCCCAGCUCCCCGGGUCAGCCCCCCUCUUCUCCCCAUGCUCCCAGCACCCAGACGGGUGCAAGAGGAACCACGCUGGAUCCUGAGAAUGCUGCAUGGAGUUCCACAAGCCCUGAGUUCAUAGGAUCACCCACCUCCAAAAACAGUUCCAGAGCCGCUGGAAGCAGCCACCAACCAUCCAAAGGCUCAUCACUGGAGAAGAGAAUAUGGGGUUUCCAGGCCACCAGUGACUCCAUGUCCGCCACAGCCACCAGAAGCACAGGGAGGACGUUGCGGUCUCUGCCUGCCAGCACCACCCUGGUCCAUCCGGCAGAAAUUUCCACCUCUGGUGCCAAAACUAUUGACCCUCCAGACUGGACCCUGUCUCCUGGGCAGCCUUUGGGAGCAGGGGCUGAUGGUGGCACUGGGGCCACCGUGUCCUCUGCAGAUCUGCUGCUUGCCAACGCAGGCAGCACUUCCACAUCCUCUCACAGCAGUCAAGAGCCCAGGAGCAUCCCAACUGCUGGAGAGGUGAUGCUGCACUCAGAUGUGUCCGCUGUGCUCACCAACAUGACAGUGGGGACACUGGCUUCUGCUCCGAGCUCUGCUACCAGCCCUGAGCCCACCAGCAUUUCAGGGGACACUUUGUCCUCCUUGGAAGCUGGGACACAUGGAGCUGGCAGCUGGCAGAGAGACCUCUCUACACAGCCCCGAGAACCUUUGCUUGCCAGUUCGCUCUCUGCCUCCAGACGUACAUUUGCAGGUGUCAGAAGCAGCCACCAGCCAACUGACACGUCAACAGCAGAGGAAGAAACCACAGCAUCCUCUGCCAACAGUGCCUACAUUUCAGCCACAGCCACCGGCAGCGGGGGGAGACCUCCGAGGUCUGCCACAAACAGCAGUGGAUGGGCAGCAGAAGUCUCUGCUUCCAGCAGUGGUGCAACUGGGACCUCAGGCGCUGUCAGAUCACCACCUGCCUCUUCUGUAAGAGAGACCCACAGAGUGCCUGGGUCCAGGGAGACCACAGCUUCCAGCCAGCCUGAAGCAGAACCUUCAGUGCCACUCUCUCCUUCUUCUGCAGAAGGCCCUUCCAUAGCUUUCAGAAGCAGCCAUAUGCCAUUUAGCACCCUGGCCACAGAGAAGAGAACUGAUUUCCACACCACCAGUGACUCCAUGUCCGCCACAGCCACCAGAAGCACAGGGAGGACGUUGCGGUCUCUGCCUGCCAGCACCAGCCUGGUCCAUCCGGCAGAAAUUUCCACCUCUGGUGCCAAAACUAUUGACCCUCCAGACUGGACCCUGUCUCCUGGGCAGCCUUUGGGAGCAGGGGCUGAUGGUGGCACUGGGGCUACUGCAUUCUCCCCAGGGUCACUGCUUGACAUUUCAAGCAGUGCUUCUGCCACAGCCAAAGGGGCUACAACCUCAGCCAAAGGAGGAAGGCUGCCCGACGAUUCUGUCACCAGCACACCCAGCUUGGUGAUGGCCACCAAAGGUGGGAACAUGACCACCGAGCCCGUGGUAGACACCAGUGCAGGCAGCUCUGCUCCCGCUCCAGCUGGCACCAGCUCCCUGGAUGUGGUCCUUCUGCUGUCUUCUGUGACAGAGCCAGGCAGCCAGAGAGAUGUCUCACAGCAUGAUGCUGACCUUGAUGAGCUUCCAACAAAGCCGCUGCCUGUGUUUCCUCCUGGUGUUUCAGUGUCUUCAUUCUCACCAAGUUCUUCAGUUCCAGAGGGAGGACAACAGGUUUCUGGUGUUGCUACUGAGACUACGUACAUUCUAACCAUGCUCUCCACCCAUGAGGAAAGGACAUCUCAGGAUGCAGCAAACCAUGGCACAUGGAGCAUGGUGGUGGAAAGCCCUACAUCUCACCCAGCUAUGGCCAAGGAGCCCCUCUCCAGUUCCAUCCCAUCUUCCCCAGCGUGGCCUGAAGGCAGACAUGUCUCCUCCAUCCAUACAGCAUCCACGGAGCCUGAAGUCACCUUUUCAUCCAGAGUGUCCACCUACUUCUCUGCUGCUGAACCUUCCACUGUGGGAAGCAGCCAUAACUCGCUAAGCAGCUCAAGUAUGGAGGAAGGGAUUUCCAGCCCCCAUACCAAUCCCGUAUAUGGUUCAGCCACAUUGGCUGGUGGCAGAGAGGGGACACCGGUGACGAUCAGCGUGCUGACCCAUACCACAGAGAGCUCUGCUUCCCACACCGAGGCCACCAGUGCUUCAGAGCCAGCUCGGCUGGUGUCAGUGGAGCAGAGUGGGAUGGCCAACACCUCGGUUGGCAGCGAAGGCCUCGCGACAGAGACUCUCUUCACCCACUCUUCCAAGCUACUCACUGAUUCAUCUUUCCAAAAUGAUCUCACAAGCUUUCCAAGUAGCCAUCAGCCAGUCAGCAGCUUUGAUGGAGAGAAAAGGACCUCAGUUUCUCAUACAGACGGCACAUACAUUUCAACCAUAUACACCAGAGGAGGAGAAAGGACUCUCCUAUCUAUCUCAAACAGCAGCACCUCUGCUGACUCCUCUGAAAGUUCCACAUUUUUUUCAGAAAUUUCCAACCCUUCUGAUUCAUCGAAAUCACCUGUGGCACAGGACAGGAAGAACAACAUAUCCAGUGAUGGCAGUUUUGUUCAACCAUCAACGGAGCCAUUGCUGGUGCACUCUUCCAAACCACUGACUUCUGCUUCUGUAGGCAAUGUACAAAAUACAACUGUCUUUGACACUGACUCCAGGUUGUUGCCCACUGGCAGGUCAUCUCUAGCUUCAUCAGUAUCUUCACGCUCUUCCUCAGCAUCAUCACUGCAUCACUCACUCUCAUCAACACCACCUCCAACUCAUCUGUAUGCAACAUCAGAGCCAUCUGAGCCUCUCUCUUCCUCUGUGAUGGCAUCUUCAACCUCUCUGCAGGCUUUAUCAUCCUCUUUGCCCACUUCCUCAUUGGUUUCCCCGUCUUAUUCUUCAGUAUCUUUAUUGCCUCUGUUUUCAUCAGCAUCAUCUGUCUCACAGUCCAGUGACAGUGGCCCAGCAAGCACCCCCACCGCUACAACUGCAUCCAGGCGGGUGCCCUCCACAGCUGCAGUGGCUGGGAGCUCUUCCCGAGAGACCACCAAGCACAGUAGCACACACCAGCUCCAAAACAACACCUCCUUCAACAUGACCAGGUCUCCCCUUCUGCCCACGGAGCCCAUGGAGCAUCUCGGUGGCCGUGUUGUGUCCAUGUCUGCUGCCACACCGGUAACAGAAAUCAUGUCACCAAGGAGUGCUACCUCCCAGCUGGGUAGCUCUGGGAAGGCAACAUCUCCACCUCUGCUUAUCACAGCCAGUGAUGCCCCACAGACUGAGCCCACAGAUGUGCCCCUCAGUACCUUGACAACCACAACAAGCCACAGUGCCAUUGUCCCUGCAGUGGCAGUGACCACAGUGAAACCUGUUGUACUGACAACGCCAGCCAGUCGCCAGCCAACCCUGAGUGAUGCUAGCACCACAAAAACCCACAGAGCUCCAACAGCCACUACCACUAAACACAUUUAUACUACUGGUGAAAGCACAAAAUCUGUGGAUCCCACCACUACAGUGCCUAGUAAGGUCACCAAGCAAGUCAUCCCUGCUACGAGUCCUCCUGUAGUCCAUCCAACAAGCAGGACCACUGUGAGCACAACUACACUGACUUCUAUCAAAUCAACUACCAUCUUGCCAUCAAGUAGCACAGCUGGCAUGAGAUCAACGUCUCCAGCAACAGAUGUGGAUAAAUGUCUUUCCAACCCUUGUCCUGCACUGGCCACCUGCAACAACACCCAUGGCUCCUAUGUCUGUCAGUGCCCUCUUGGAUAUGAGAUGGAAAAAGGAAAGUGCAACUUAGUAAGAAUAUUUAUCGGUCAGGUGCCCCUGAAACUUAACGUCACCCACGGGAAGUAUGCAGAUCUCCUGCAAGUGGAGCGUGAAAUCCUGACAAUGCUGAACGCCUCUCUGUCAGGCUUGCCUGGUUACUACCACUCCACAGUCAAAGCCACCAGGGAGGCAAAUGUUGUGCAUGUUUCAGUGCAAUCCACGUUCUCUUUAGCAUCCAACGUGACUUUCUAUGAUGUUGUCGGCACCGUGAAAAGCUACAUUCGGGCUUGCAAAUCUCCUCCUGACCCUUGCCAGUUCAUCUCCAGCCUGAAACCACUCCACAGAGUUGGCAGCUUGUGCAAGCAGAAGGACCCCAAAUGUGACAAGGAGACCUCUGAGUGCACUGACUUCGAUGGGGUUGCACUCUGCCAGUGCAAAAGCGGGUACUUCAAGUACAAUAAAAUGGACCAUUCCUGCAGAGCCUGUGAAGAUGGAUACAAGCUGGAAAAUGAGACCUGUGUGAGUUGCCCAUUUGGCUUAGGGGGAUUCAACUGUGGGAACCCAUAUCAACUCAUUACAGUGGUGAUUGCAGCUGCGGGAGGAGGAUUGCUGCUUAUCAUGGGCAUAGCGCUGAUAGUCACCUGCUGCCGGAAGAAUAAAAAUGACAUAAGUAAACUUAUUUUCAAGAGUGGGGAUUUCCAGAUGUCACCAUAUGCCGAGUAUCCAAAGAACCCCCGAGCACAAGAGUGGGGCAGAGAGACCAUUGAGAUGCAGGAGAAUGGAAGCACCAAGAACUUGUUGCAGAUGACAGAUGUGUAUUACUCGCCAACUGGACUGAGAAAUCCAGAACUGGAAAGAAAUGGACUUUAUCCUCCCUACACUGGUUUGCCUGGAUCUCGACAUUCAUGCAUCUACCCUGGACAAUACAAUCCAUCCUUUAUUAGUGAUGAAGCCAGAAGAAGAGACUAUUUUUAGCAGAACAGAGAGGGACUGGAAGAUUGACACAGUUUUGUGGCCCUUGAUCCCCAGGUACAAUGUGUCCCCUGGCAGUUCAGCCCACACCAGUCUUACCCUUCCAUUUAACAGGAUGGUCUUUGAACUCCAUACUGAGUGUUGCUGCCCCCAGGAAUGGUUACAUUUGCUGAGCAGCAGAGAGGAAGAGAAGGAAGUGAAUGGCUCAAGGUGCACAUCAGUAAAAGACUCAGGUGGAAGCUCGUGUGUACUCUGGUUUUGUUCUGUGCUGCUUCUUCACUCCUUACGCUACAUGGCAAGCAUGGAUCAGUACAGGUGGAUGAACUGUGUCCAGCACUCUGUGUUGAAUACCACUAGGGAGUGUUUUGUUUACAGAUCUUGUUCACUGUUGACUGUGCUUGUCUUCUUGGCCGACCUUCAUGCAAAGAUUCACUGUGUGACUGGUUUUGGUAGGACAAGUUUGUCCACCCCUUUUCUCCUUGCUGCUUUGCUUUCUGCUUUGUAUGCAACAGGAAAGCUGGCUUGUCCUCUGGGCCUGACCUUCUUACUGGUAGAAGUUCUCCAAAUGGUGAGGCCCCUGCAGCAGCCUGGUGCCUGGCAAUGUCGGCUGAACUCAUGGGUGGAUUGUCUUUGAGAAGCAGGACAAAUUAGUCAUACCACUGCAAUUCAAACUGGAAGUAGGCACAGGUGGUCGUGGGUGCUGCUUUGAGAACUUAUGUACAUAGGGAAGAGUGUGAGUAUGUUGUCUUUCUGUCAGCCAGCCUGAUUCAGAAGUGAUGCUGCUACACAUCAUCACAGUGCUUCUGUAUAGGAGCUUAACAGGAUGUUUACUUAUGAAAAGACCUAUAAAAACAUAAAUGUGAUGUAAAAUAGCUGCUCACAAGGAAGAAAAACAUAAGCAGGGAAUUCACCCUGCUUCUUGGAUGAAAUGUUGGAAGAAUAAAUAAUGCUGUGGUCCUGGCUAGGCAGGUGGAACAUGGCAUCUAGGCACUGUGGGUGGGACAUAGCUUUCAGGACUUCACAGCCCACCUUGAUUUCAGAGGGAACUGUGGAAACUUACAGUCCACUGGAAAAUAAGGCUCUCCAUUAGUCAAUUGCAUUUAGGGCAGAGAGAAACACGAUCCUUUCAAUCCUAGCACCGCAAAGAUCACUUACAUCAAAAUAUUUUACUUUCUUCUGUUCUAGUUUCAGGUGAUUCAAACUGGGCAGGUUUCCUCAGCUAGGUGUGUGAGUUCAUAUUAGUCGCUUUGGCAGAAGCUGAAGAAUGUAAGUUAUUACAUUCCUCACUAAAGAUCAGAUCAAAAGCUUAUUGACUUCAUUCUUUCUGGAGUAGGGUGUUGAAAGAGCUCUUAUUAAUAAAGUAUAUUUCCCGCUUAUCUUAACUGAAAAGAUAACCUAGACCAUCUAGACCUUGUCCAGAUACAAGAUCCCACUACAGACCUUUACCCUCAGUGUGAGCAUGCUUUUAAUUCAGGAUGGCCUCUUGCAUGGGCAUAUCAGAUAGCACAGUUCCCUACCAUUAACCCACCAUCUCUGCACUGAAGGGCAUGUACCAUCUGACAUUCCUUUCUCCCACACAGUGCUCAGAAAGGCACAGUGCCUACAGUUAAAUUCAGUAAGUAGCUCUGAAGCACUGAGGGCUGCAGCAUAUGUCCCCAAAGUGCCUGACCCCUGGUGAGAAGGGCAGUUCCAAGGCUGAUGUGUGGUGUGGCUAGUCCUUGAAGGCAAGCCGGGGGUAAACAUGGCAAUACUCAUGUCUUGGUGGUGCUGGGAAGCUCCCAGCCCUUUCAGCACUUUCAACAAAUGUUGUGUUCUGUUGUGUUCCCUACCAAAAGGGAGCAGCAGCUACGCAAAGGGAGGGUGUGAUUUUGCAAAAACUAGGUAUUUAUGGAUGCCAGAGGCAGUAUGCUCUGCACUGACAUCAUCUUAUUGUCAUAGUGCACGUGACUGAAUCCAUAAUCAAAUUUGCAGGCUUGUCUCAAAUGUAGGGUGGAAAUGAAUGCAUGCUUAUGCUGCUGAAGGAGCUAUAUUUUAGGAGCAUUCUAGUUAUAGUAUCCAAAAGAGAGUAACAGGCAAAGCAUAAGAAUGAACUGUUCCCUGUGUUUUCAAAUUGAGAAAGAUGUUCUUCUCCUCGUGGUUACUAGCCAAUAUCUUAAUUGCACAGGGUCCACUGGGUGGUGUGAACCAAGGCCUUGACCCUGCCGUGCUCUGGGGCUCUUCAAAGAGGGCAUUAUUGGGGUCAUUCCUAGGAGGGUGAACUGCUUCUUUCACCCAACACUAGCUCUGGCCUAGGACAGAAGGGCCUGUUUCUCCAUGGGACAGGUGAAAGCUUUGUCUCUAAUACAAAUGAAUGAAAAAGCUGGAACGUGGUGCUAGAUGUAAAUCCAGAGCACAUAGAUGAGCACUGGGAUUUUCCCUGUUUGCUAAAGCAGCCUAACAAAAAAAUAAGCAUGUCACAGCAAUGAUGGUAGGAUUUAACUGGAUGACACUCAGACAGGAAAGAGUGUGAAGGUUUGCUUAUACCUACUAUAAUUAAUUUCUUGUUUAGUUUGAAAGCUGUUAAAUGUUCCUUUGUGUGCCAGGUGCAAAGAACAAAGUGUGAAAUACCAAAGGACAAAUGCAGAUUGAUUCUUCUAUGUAAAGAGCAACAUAUGGGUUAUGUGAGCAAAACUUCAAUCUGUCAUUUUACAGCAAAUUGCAAAUUGCGAGUGAGCUGAGUGGGAAAUGUGAUAGGACUAUUCCUAACUGAGAUCACAGAAUUCAUUUUAUUAAUGAUCUUUAAAAUUCUUCUUAAUGAAAUGAAUGGGUCUCGAGAAAGUCAGAAGGAUUUUCUGAGUGAGGACUGCAAACCCUGGCUUUUUUCCCAGAGAGCAAACUUUAUUGCACUGAAAUUCUAUCUGCCAGAGCAAGUAAAUGUCGGGGAAAUUACUAUGAGAUUAGUCCAUUGCAGCUUCCUUUUAGUUCUGGUAACAAACGUGACUCAAUGCAUAGCUCACAGGAGGAGCAAAAGGGUCUCUCCUGACCUGCCAGAACCUUCUAUGGCUUUCUCAGGGGGAAAGGAUUGAGACAGGUGCCAGCCCUAAGGUCAGUGCAGGCACUUACCUGUGCAGGAUAAGCAGUGGCAGCGGUUUUGGCUUUUGUCAAUCCUGUUGGACUUGAGUUUCCAUGUGGAAUAUCACUCCCUGAAGCCUGCUUUCGAAUGUGGGUGCCCCUGUGUUUAGUACCUAACUCCUCCUAGGAUGCAUAAGGAAAUGCAACUCAGGCUGUUUAGAUUGCUUUUAGCACCCCAGAUUGCAGAGGGCAAGAUGGAAGUAGCAGGUUUCACGCUAGGAGACUGCAAGUGACUCAGCCAGGUGUGGGGAAAGGAGAGAAAAUGACACCAACUCGACAAAGAAUCUCUUUGUGUUUCUGGCUGCUAUGUAAAGCCAGGUGAGCCGUCAGCAAGGGCCCACAGGUGGUGUGGGGGGGAGUCUUCGGGGGAAAAAAAGUGCUAAUUCAGCUGACAACAGGAAAGGAUGUAGGAGACCUGUUUGCUGCUACAGUGCUCUACCACUUGUGUUGAGAGAAGCCCUUGCUCACAGAAAUACCCCCUCAGCAGUCAGCCUGGGAGACUGAGUCAGAGUGAACAGAGCAGAGCAAUGCAGAUGGGAGGGGUAAAGGAAUGCUGCAGCCUUCCUGCAUCCCUGUCCUGCUCCCUGCUCAUCAUGGCCAGCCCUUUCCAGUGCAUGGCUGCACUGCAAAACCAGUGUUCUUUUGCACACCAUUGAAACCUCAAAGCACUGAAUUUGACUGUAUGAGGAAUGUGGGGAAAGGGGUAUUUGGAUGCCCUUUACCCUGUGUUUAUAGCACUAGAUAAAAGAACAGCAAUGAAUCUUGUUUUCAUUGCAGCAUAUCCCGGAAAGUUGCUUUGUUGUGGUCAUUUACAGAGACACUAAAUUGAUUUGCCUGCACUGCUAGCAACAGAAAAAGGGAGAGGAAAAAAAAAAAAAAAAGCUUUCUAAAAAUAGCAAUGAAAUGAAUUUAGUGAGAGGUGUUUGCAAUUGCAGAAUGGUGCCAAUAUUUAUAAAGGUUGUUUGCUGAGGCUUAACAGAGCAGCAGUAUGAGUUUGGACACUGCUGUCGCCUUGUGAAGAAAGAGCUUUCCCAGGACGUGUCUCUAAUGCUGGUAAAUAGCCACAUCCAUUCCAAAUCUAUCUGGACUUCUCAUUUUCUCAUGGUGGUGUUUAGUUUUCUUCCUUAAAUUAACAAGAAUAGAUGUAUUUUAUUUACAUGUUCUUCCUCUGCUGACUAUUGCUUUUCUCCUCUUUACACAAAAGGACCCAAUCCAGCAUCCACUCUGGUGACUGGGAUGGUGACUCUCCCAUAUUGCAGUGAAGUAUUUUAGGUCUGAAUUAUUUCCCUGUCAGGGUCACUUGUGUGUAUGCCAUGCGUUCCUGCAACUCUGUGUUCUGCCCAUUCCUGUGAUACUGUUGCUACAUUUUCACAUCAUAUUUAUUUUUCAUAUGUCCUUAUUACUGUAGCAGAGCCUGUAUUAUGUAAGAUUGAACAAACAGGUUGUUCAAGAUCUGAAAUGACUUUCUGAGAAGAGAAUGAAUGUGAAUUUCAUAGAAGACGUUGUACUGUUCAGCUGACCUGUUUCCCAUAGUGUAAGAUCUCCAGGGAUGUAGAGGUGAUUCGUGCAUUCACAGUUAAGAACUACCUGUCAGUUCACAUAUUUGUGCUUUCAGAAAUGAAACAAGAUCUCCCAGUUUUGAAAGGGUUCUGUACUGUAAGGUCAUGCUUGAGAUAACACCUCUCCAAUGUGGUUUGUGUUUUGUGUGAUAAUAUCCUUGUUGAUGGAAAACUGAGAGAGGGUGCCUGACGUUCUUCAGAAGUCAUGUGUAAGUGCUAAAUCUAUUGGUCUUCAUUCUGGUAAAAUGCUGGAAGGGAUGAGAGUUUUGCUUGGGUAAGUGGCCCCAAAUCUGCACAACCCCACAUGUGCGGAACCUGGUAAAAGUGGUCAUUUUUUUUUUCUUGGGCAGUAACACAAAAUUUGCCUGAUGUGCCUGUUAUAAAAACCAUCAGUACGAUUAACUUACUUUAAGGAAAGGAAACAACAACAAAACAGAAUAAGCAUGUAAUAAUUUCUAUUCAACUCAAUCAUUUGUUUUAAGCCCUGUUACAUUCUGCAGAAUGUUCUCCUAGCAGAAACCAAAAUUUUAUAUGUAAAGUCAUCACAAUUUCAUUAACAGCUUUCAGAACCGUGGUAGUAAUGCACACCUUUAGCAAGGUCUCUUUGAAAAGGUGAACUUUAAGCAUUAAUCUGUGCUUCCUCUACCAGCCUGCUUCAUGUUCUUCCCGUUGUUGUGCUUCCUUCUAUGCAGCUCUGAAUGUUCGCUUCCAAGUUGCUGGGGUUCUAAGGACUUUCUCCAAACCAGUAUUAUUUAAAGUUGUAUCAUAUUUUCUGCCUCUACUAAUUAUACAGUACUGUAGUAGCAAAAUAUAAUUUUUAAGGAUUGGAUUAUUUUUAUACCUGCAUCCAAUAUUAUUAAAUCUGGCGUUCUAGUCAGUAUUAUAAAAAGAUACAAUAAAACUAUGAAUAUUA
Messenger RNA from Lagopus muta (rock ptarmigan), 11102 nucleotides. RefSeq names its product heart development protein with EGF like domains 1 (gene HEG1). The coding region runs from base 219 to 5522 and encodes 1767 amino acids. NCBI's taxonomy places the organism in Eukaryota, Metazoa, Chordata, Aves, Galliformes, Phasianidae. The transcript has 21 exons. The record is from RefSeq and is a predicted model, not a curated record. Gene Ontology annotation, molecular function: calcium ion binding. Gene Ontology annotation, biological process: heart development.